Melitaea cinxia (Glanville fritillary) is the source of this 1244-nucleotide messenger RNA. It is a transcript of the gene P32, whose product is annotated as complement component 1 Q subcomponent-binding protein, mitochondrial. Lineage: Eukaryota; Metazoa; Arthropoda; Insecta; Lepidoptera; Nymphalidae. Gene Ontology annotation, cellular component: mitochondrial matrix. The transcript is spliced from 5 exons. Gene Ontology annotation, biological process: cytosolic ribosome assembly. The coding region runs from base 86 to 913 and encodes 275 amino acids. The record is from RefSeq and is a predicted model, not a curated record.
CAUUACCGGUGUGUGAGCUAUAAGAUUCUUUUCUUGACAAAAUUUUGAAUAUUUCCUUAAAUAUUAGUCUAAAAAAUUUUUAAACAUGAGCGGAUUAGUAAGAACAGCUCACAAGGUUCUUCAGACCUGUGUUAAAAAUUCAAGUUUGGCUGCAGGUAUCGUUUCCCGUACACAGGUUCCUGUGAAACGUGACUUCACGAGAGGAAUAUGGCAUAUGAGCUGCUCUAAGAAAAUGGACAGCACUAUAUCUACAUCGAAUCUCCUUCAUCAUCAUUCCAACACUUGUAGCUGCGGCUGUGGGCUUAAAGCUCUUCACACGAAAGGUGAAAGAGAGUUAGUAGAAUUUUUAACUGAGGAAGUUGUAGCCGAACGCAAGGCCCAGAAACUGAAGAGCUUGCCGACUGAGGUCGAUGGAUUUGCAGUAAAGGGAGACGGUGCUGAAGUUACGUUGACCAAACAACUAAAAGAUGAACUUGUAAGAAUAACAUUCAAUGUGAACCACACGGUCGACACAGAGGACUUUGGUGAAGAGGAUGUACAGCAAGAGAAACAGGAGUUCUCAGAGAUGCGUUCAAAGCCCCAGUUUGAAGUCGACCUCGUCCGCGGAGACACAACUCUCGGCUUCACUUGCUCUUUCUUACAGGAACCUCCAUCAGCUAAUGAUGAAUACAAUGACAUCUUUGGUAUUGAUGAAGUUACUCUACACAAGGGUGAGUGGAAUGAUAAGGUGUAUGCAGUAGCUGGAGAUGUUUUAGACGGGUAUUUAUAUGAUCUGUUGAUGAAUCUUCUAGAAGAAAAAGGCGUCAGUAACGAAUUCGUUCAGAAACUUGCUGACUUUAGCACGGCGUACGAACACUCGGCCUACAUCAACCUUUUAGAGGGAAUAUCAAAGUUCACAAUUGGCAAACAAUAAAUAAUGAACUAUUAUAGUAGGAAACUUGUGUCUGUAAAACCCUAAGUUUUUAUUAUUACAUCACCAAAGUAAACAAAUGUGAAAAAAAUAACAAUUUAAGUUUCUGUUCUUAAAUUAUCUAAGAUUAAAAAAAAAAUGGCGUUUGCCUCAAUUUUUUUUAUCAAUUAUUAUCUGUGCCACUGGGUUUUUCUGUUGAAUUUACGUUGUAAUAAAUGAAAGAAGCAUUUAUUUCACUCUAGGAUAGCUUUAAAAGAUGUUUAGUUUUAAACAACGGUAUUGUUGCAUUAGUGUUAAAUGUGUUUAGUUCUGAAUAAAUAAUAUUAAAGUGUAA